CUUCAUGUACUCUCUGGGUGCAAAAGGAACAUCACCUUAUAUCAAACUCUGACCCAUAACUUAUACUUGAUCCAUACCACCAUACCACUGCCACUGCCACUGCCACUGCCGCCUUGAAGCAAGGGGUGAGGUACUCUACAUUGACGUCUUCCACCGACGACAGACUUGAUGUAGCUCCCAUCCGAUCCGAAAUACUGCCAAUGUAUCGCUUCAAUACAAUCGUCCGCUGUCACCCUUGGAGGUCACACUGCCUGCCAAGAAACCUCCGGUCGUCGAUAGCGUCCCGGCGCGGACUCCUUACUCAGAGCUAUGCCCGAGGGCCAUCCGAGCCUCCGUUGUUCGAUUCGACGGUUGGCGAUCAUUUCGCCCAGAUUGUCAAGGUACAUGGCGACCGCACAGCCGUCAUCUCCAAGCAUCAAGACGAAAGACUAACAUAUGCCGCUCUGGACGCUAAAAGCAAUGCGUUUGCAAGGGGCCUGGAAUCCAUCGGGGUGCGCCGAGGUGACCGAGUCGGAGUCAUGUUGGGAAACUCCAUCGAAUACGCCAUCGUAACUUAUGCACUGUUUAAAUUAGGAGCAAUUCUGGUACCCAUCAAUCCAUCAUUCAACACCACUCAGCUAGCAUCGGCCCUAAGUCACCUCGAUACAAGCCAUCUGGUAGUCAGUGCGGAGUCAAAUUUGCCCCGAAAGCCUCCACGGAGCAAUGUCCCACUUCUGGAGACUAUCGUGCCGGAUCUUACCAGCCCUCGACUAAAGUCAGAAAUCAUCCCUUCACUGAAGAAUGUUAUUCUUGUCGACAACUCUUCUGGUCGCUUUCAAGGCACCGACUACCGGGUACUUACGCCAUAUGCCUCACUUACAUCAGACGCUGCCUCUGAUGGGAGCUCUCUACCACCGCAGAACCUGUCCCCUGAUGACAUUAUUAACAUUCAAUUCACAUCCGGAACAACUGCAAUGCCCAAGGCUGCCUGUCUGACGCACCGCUCAAUUCUGAACAACGGCUCCCAGAUCGGAGACCGCAUGCGCCUCACCCCGGAGGAUAUUGUCUGCUGCCCCCCACCUCUCUUUCACUGCUUCGGCUCUGUUUUGGGGUACAUGGCGACGGGGACCCACGGUUCUUCCAUUGUGUUCCCGACUGAGUCCUUUAAUGCUAGAGCCGCUCUCAAAGCAGUGCAAGAAGAACGGUGCACAGCCCUUUACGGUGUGCCCACCAUGUUUCUCGAAGAGCUCAGUCUGCUCGAGAGUGGCGAGGUCUCGCCCGAAGGUUUCCAGUACCUCCGGACUGGCAUCGCAGCCGGAAGCAGCAUUCCAGCGGAGUUGAUGAAGAAGCUUCACAAGAUUCUCAACCUCACCGAACUGACCAUCUGCUACGGCAUGACCGAGACCAGCCCAGUCUCCGCCAUGACUACAACCGACGACCCGAUCGACAAGCGUAUCCAUACCGUCGGCACUCUCCUGCCCCACGUGGAAGCCAAAGUGGUUGACUUGACCGACCACCGCAAGAUUGUUCCCGUCGAUGUCCGCGGAGAACUAGCCGUCAGCGGCUACCUCCUGAUGAAAGAAUACUGGAACGACCCGAAGAAAACAGCCGAGGUCAUGAUUCCCGACGAGAACGGGAAAGUCUGGAUGCACACUGGUGACGAGGCAACCAUCUGCCCAGAUGGCUACAUCACAAUCACAGGCCGCGUCAAAGACCUUAUUAUACGCGGUGGCGAAAAUAUCCAUCCCCUCGAGGUAGAAAAUUGUAUUCUUGCCUACCCCGGAGUCUUGAAUGUUUCGGUCGUUGGAGUUCCCGACGAACGAUACGGCGAGGCGGUGGCUGCCUUUAUCAUACACCGAGACCCCGACGGUGAGGAUGCUAGGGAGGAGAAGGUCAAGAGAUAUGUCAACGAGACGCUGAGCAAUCACCUUGUCCCUAAAUACGUGUUCUUCCUGCCGUCCUCGGAGUCGUUCCCGAAAACUGCGAGUGGCAAGGUUCAGAAAUUCAUGCUUCGUGAGAUUGCAGUGAAGAGCUUGAAGGAGAGGGAGAGCCAUUCUGCAUGAUGGACUGGCUUAUCGAUAAGGGCAUCUACGCUACAUGAGGAGCUAUUGGUUAGGGUGGGAACUUACUUUGCCAUGUAACUACUCCUGGGAUCUAUCAGAG
Aspergillus aculeatinus CBS 121060 is the source of this 2142-nucleotide messenger RNA. Its product is annotated as putative AMP-binding enzyme. The transcript is spliced from 7 exons. Gene Ontology annotation, biological process: fatty acid metabolic process. Bases 201 to 2042 code for a protein of 613 amino acids. Lineage: Eukaryota; Fungi; Ascomycota; Eurotiomycetes; Eurotiales; Aspergillaceae. Gene Ontology annotation, molecular function: medium-chain fatty acid-CoA ligase activity. The record is from RefSeq and is a predicted model, not a curated record.